AUGACGACUACAAUAAUUAUAGAUGUGCAUAACAGAUGCAGACAUAGAAAAUGUAAAUGUAGAGGGGGUAAAGGAGGUAAUAUCUCCAUAAGAACCGGAGCUUUAGGGGAGCAUAAAGGUUUUGGAUAUUCUACUCAUGAAGUUCGCAAGAAAACUUUAAAGAUCUCUAAAGUCACUUGGACCAAUAUUCCACUUGAGAGAAAAGGAUUUGUCCAUGCAUUUGAGGACCUAACAUCUGUUACAGUAUACUAUCACAAUGUUUAUGAUGGUAAAGAUGAUUCAAUCAAGAAGCCUCUCCUCAUUAGGGUAAAAGAGGCUAACAAUGGAACACAUUGGUAUGAAAAUGUUGGAACUUAUGAUAACAGAAGAUGGUGGAUGAUUGACCAGGAAGCAAAAUCGGGUAGUUAUCCAAAUAGAGAUGAAUACAAUUCAUGUUCUCAAUUUGAGAAUAAGUUGAAAUCAGUUGCAUGUAGACUACAUGGGCUCCAUGGGAUAAAUAUAGGCUCCAUGUUCCAUGUGCAACAAAUCAAGUGCUUAAUAUGUAGUGAAUCCAGCAAUAUAAAGUUCAAGAAUGGAGAUAUUGAUAAGAUAUCUGACUAUGUAAAGCACGAAUAUAGCGGUACUUUUUCAGGAAAGUCUGUUCUUCUCCAUAAUGGGAAUCAGGUUAUGUACAGGAUGAUCUCACCACUGAGAAAAGGUUACUAUGUCCAGUUUCAGCUUGAUGAUAGUAAUGUCCAGAAAGUAUCAGUAUACUAUUGGGAUGGUGACACGGAGCGGAAUAAUCCACUCUUAAUAGAAAUAGAACUUCAAAAUGGGUUUUACGUGUGGCUUGAGAAUAUCAGCAAAUAUAAACAAGAUGGAAAGGUUAUACAUGAUAAAUGGAAGGUGUUGGGAAAAGACGAAACAAGCAAGCUAAACAUAAAAGGUUCAUAUCUCAAGGAAAAACUUGAUGUUCUCAGUUGUGUAUAUAAUGGAGUUGUUAAAAUUAAAGUUGGAGAAACAGUUUGCCAUACUAACAACCAUUACCUACACCAGAAUAGGAUUAAAAAUCUUUAUAAUGAAUUUAAGGGUACGGAUCCAGUUUUAUAUUCCUACAAGUAUUGGAGUUCUGUGAGCUUAAAUGCCCCUUUAAAUAUAUCAGAGGUUUAUAUUGAGGGUAAAAAACAGGAUUUUCCAAAGGGGGAUAUACCAUUUAAAGAUGUUAAGAUGUUUGUUGCAUAUGUAUCUCCAUGUGACAAGGAUAAUCCAUUUCUAAUUUGUGUAGAAUACGGAAACGUGCCUGAGAAAUAUAAGUGGUACUAUAAAAUAAUAUCGGGAACUACUUGGCAAGAAUACCCUGAAUUAUAUAAAAAACCCCCUGGUGGUACACAGACAAAAAUUUCAAAGCUUUUUAUGACUGUUAAAGGUAAACUAGGAUUCAAGGACUGCAAUGUUGCCACCACUGCAUAUGCUAUUAAGCUUAACCCUAAUGAGAAGGUUGAGAAAGGAAAAUCUCACACAUACUGGGAUGCUUCUACAGGAACAAGUAAGAUUCCAAUUACCAUUACAAAGGAGGAAAAUGAACCCCUACUUGGUUUCUUCAAGAAUACUCAUAGGGUAAAUAGUAAAAGUGGAACCUUUGUUCUGAGUAAUCAGUUGCAAGACCAACGUACGAUAGUAGGAUUUGGAUCAAAGGCACAAAGUGUAAAAAAUGUUUUGGUAUAUUUCUGGGAAGGUGAUACUAAAGAACCAAUCUUGCUCGGAAUUAAAAAGGAUGAUCCUGGAGAUGAACCUACAUUAUAUGGGAAAGGUACAGGGCAUAAUCCAACUUGGAUGAAGGGUUGGGUUGGUGGUAUGAAUAUAUUACAAGCCCUAGAUAAUCAAAACUGCAGCAACAACAAUGCUAUUCCUAUAGACCUUAAGGAGCCUAAAAAUCUUACAAGGUUUAUGUACAGUCAAAAUUCUGGUUGUCUCAAGAAUAAAACUGUAGUUCAAUCCAACCAUAGCCUUAAACUUCCACAGGGAGCUAAUAGAGUUUAUAUUGGACAGGGAUAUACAAUUAAUGAUGGUGCAAAAAUUUCUAGGGUUACUUACAACGGUAAGCCUACUGAUAUUAUUCCUCCAUAUGAUGAAAAUGCUCCUAUUGUGAAUCUUUACUACUGGACCAAAGAUCUUGAGGUGCCCCUCCUUGUUGAGUUUAUUAAGACCGAUGGAUCAGACUGGUAUGAGAAUCUUGGCAAAGAGAGUACAAAAUGGAGAAAGAUUGUCAAUGGAGAUGAAGAAUUUUAUACUCAAAACGAUCCAAGUAAUAAAACCUUGCAGGAGGCCCUAACAACAAAGUUGAAUGAGGUUAAUUGCAGAGUUCACAACGUUUUUCAGAUAGAUCUUUCAUAUACUGGUUCAAAAUACUGCCAUAUUAAAUGUCCUUCAGGUAAGGUAAAGGUUGAUAUCUCUGAAGAAAAUAUCGAUGAAUACAACAUUUAUGAACAUGAAUCAGUAGAAGCGAGUAAACCACUGAUACUUUCCUCCAUUUUGCAUUACGGUAAGGAACAACAUCUUGGAAAUUUUAGUAUACCUAAAGAGAUUUCAAAGGUAGCAGUCUACUUUCCGGACUGUAACUUAUUUUUUCCAGUUGCCAUAAAAAUUAAACCGAAUAAAGGAGAUGAUAUAUGGCUUAAGAGAAAGUCUCCAAAUAAUGAAGAAUGGGAGGAAGUUACCGAUAACUUUAAUGGAGUUAAAGAUAACAAGGAAGAAAUGAAGGAGCUUUUAGAUGUGAUAAAAACACAUACGAGUGCAUGUAGUCAACAAAAUAGACCACUCGCCCAGUCAUAUCCAGGAAUGCUUACUCAAAAACGACAUGAUACUGGAGAUAAUCGACCACCGGGGCAGAUAACUACUUUAAACCAGGAUAGUGGUAGAGAUGACAAAUUUGAUCUUGAGGAAAUUGUUUCUGAGUCUAAUAUAAUGGAAAAGGGAGAAAAAAAAGAAAAUGGUGAUUAUGAUGACUAUUUAACGCUAGAUGAAGAAAUGGGUGAAGAUUUAGUAAAGGAACAUACUAAUCACACUCUGUCAAAUCUUAUUCAUGGCAUUUAUGCUCCAACUACAGACAUCACUCAAACCUCCAUAAAAUCUAAAGUUACUAUUGACAUAGGGCAGAAUACUGGACAUAAGGACACUACUAAACUGUAUACUGUGGGUUCCAGAAAAGUUAAGUUAGAGAGGAAGGAAGAACCAGAUAAUUCUGGAUUUUAUAUGUUCACACAUGAAUUGCCUAAUAGGGACUCUUUUGAGGUUGAAGAAGUUAGGUAUAAUGAUAGGGAGAUUCCGGGAAUAAUACCAACUCAAUCCAUUUUCAGCUAUUCUGUAUGGUACUGGACUGGGGAUGGUAAUAAUAGUCAGCCUCUUUUUAUAGAAAUUGAGAAAGAAAAUGCUGAUUUUGUUUAUUAUAUUAGAAAUGGAACUGAUGUGUUGAGUUGGACUGUUCCAUCUGUAAAAUCGACCUCGUCUUCUGACCCACUGGAAGAAGAGGAGCUUGAGCAAACACUGGACAACCUUAACUGCAAGCUCAACCGAGCUAUCGCCAUUGAUCUAUCUUACAAGAAUUCUGACCAUCUUUCUAAGAAGCGUGAUAGCGGUGAUAACAAGUACUGUUGUAAAAAACAUACCAGCGAUAAAUAUAAGGUUUCAGUUACAAAGGAAUCGGUUCAAGUUAAGACUAAGACCACAACUCCCAUUCCAUGCUAUAAACAUCAUAUUGGUUCUGGAGAUAAACUUGCUAAGAUCAAGUACUAUCCAAAAGACUCUUCUGGCGGUGAUGGUAGGAAAAGAAUAACUGCCAAAGAACUAGAAUUUUAUAUCGAUGGUUCUCUCAGUGUAUAUGUUUUUUAUUGCAAAGAGAAGCCUGUUCUCAUAUACAUGGACUCUACCACAAAAUCUUCAGCAAAAGGAUGGUACAAAAAAGAUGCUGAAGGUAUUCCAUGGAAAAGGGUAUUAAUUCAACUCAGUAGUACGACACCUGAUAACAUUAAAGAAUGUGGUACUCAGUUUAACAAACUUGUGAAUAUACUAAAUUCAUUUGGAUGUAGCGGUUAUCAAGAUUGCUCUGAUAUCCCUAGUUCAUCACCACAGACUAAAGUAUCAACGCAAAUAGAUCAUGGAGUAAUCAUUGAGCUAAAGCACAAGCCAGGUGCUAAUCCUAUAUAUCAAGGAGGUACUAGUGUUACCAUUACUGUUACAGAAACUACACAAGGGUUUGACUUCUUAAAGUUGAUUCAUACCCCUAAUGGAGGAUCAUUCAAACUGAAAGAAGUAAAAGACGAUGAAGGUGAUCCCAUAAAUGGAGUUCAAGGCGAUAAUGUAGGCUUAAUAGCGGCCCAUUAUUGGAAAAAUAAAACUGGAAAUCCACUAUUGAUUGAGGUGCAAGAUAAUGGAAAUUAUACUUAUUAUGCUAGAGAUAAAAUAGAAGGAUGGACAGAAUAUAAGAAUCCUAAAGGAUAUGGAGAGGCACUUUCCCAAGAGUCACUGACCCAUAAGCUCAUCUUGCUAAAUUGUGAGAUUAACGAUGUAGUUCAAAUAGACGUUACCAGGCUUUCUGGAGAGUAUUGCCACGAUAACGAAUAUCCUCUAAAUUCUCAUACUAAGAAGAAAGUUAAGGUUACUGAGACCGGACAAGGUUAUCUUGGAAACUACACUGCUUAUGAACAUACUCCAAAAGACUCUGGAGGACCGUUCAACAUCUCUGGUUUCACAAAUGAAAGAACUCCUAUAAAACUUGAGAAUUUGCAACUCCCCCUUAAAACAAAUAGAGUACUUGUUUACUUCUGCAAAAGUGAAGUUAGUGCUAGAACUACUAAUCCUCUUCUCAUUUAUGUACCGAAUGCUGGUCAGGAAAAGCAGUGGUUCCAAAAGCCAAUUCAGGAAGAUACAUGGACACCUGUUUCCAAUGGUUUGACUGAUGAUUCUCAUACUCAGGCUAUAGUUAACUUCUUGGAUUCUCUAGAGAGCUUUUGUAAACCACCGGAAGUAACUAUAGAUAUUUAUCAGAGAGGGUAUCCAAAUUAUCAUAACUUUAUUUACCAAGAUGGUGUAUAUCCGUAUACGAAUAUAGCGGUUAGACCAAAAACUCUAAAUAAUGCAAAAGAAUUCACCGAAUAUAUUCAUAAUAUUACAAACUGGUAUACGUACUUCACCGUUAAUGAUUUUAAAUAUAAUGGGAAGUCUAUUAAAAAUGGAUUUAAUAAACCUGCGAAUACUAUAGUUGAAGUAUCAGUAUUCUACUACAGACCUUUAGAUAUGCAUCCUAAGAAAAAUGACGAGAGAGGCAGACCCCUUAUCGUCAAGAUUGUCACAAUAGAGCCUAUUUCAAAGGCAAGGAAGUCAUUCUACUAUGAAAAUAGAGGUGAUCCUGAAAAUACUACAUGGAAAGAAUGGAAUCCUACAUCAAAUCCUCUAGAUGCAGAUACUCUCCAAAGUAAACUCCGCCUCUUAAAUUGCAGUCUUAAUCAUGCAGUCGUUAUAGAUAUUGGUCAGAAGCCACCUGGUAUUUUUGGCGAAUACAAAACCUAUGAUGUUUGUGAUAAUGAUAAGAAGACUUUGGAUAAUAAUCAUGGUGAUAUAAUGCAAGUUUACAAAGAUACUCCUGGUGGUAAAUUUCUAUCAUAUUAUGAUUCUUAUGCUCACACUCUCAAUAGUGCCACAUCUGAUACAAACUUUCAUGUAGUAGGAUUUCAGAAUGGUAACGCUCCUAUAACUAUUGGGUCAACUACUAUUUCUUCGCCCAUUCUUGGUGUGGAAGAACUAAGAGUAUACAGGUGUAAUAGUGAUAAUAAGUCCCUACUCUUGUACUACAAGACUAACGAAGCCACCCAGUACUGGUACAAAAAUAAUAACCCUGAUGAUAAAAACGGUCUAUGGGAAGUUGUAACAGGAUCUAUACGGAGUGAUACCUCCUAUAACUCUAUCCUCACUGUACUGGACAAACUCACUAGCAAAUGUCAGCCACCCAAGGUAACCAUUGAUAUAUCACAGGAUAGUUCCACAGGAUAUACAAGUCCUAAUAGUACUCCACCUAAUGAACAGAUAACUGUUGCUAAGACCGAAGGCUCAGGUACUGGUGACCCUCCCUCCAAUUAUGACCUCUAUGAGCACAAAGUAGCUAGUAGACCUAUGAGUUACUUUACGCUAGAGAAACUUGUUUAUGGAGCGGGAGAUAUUAGUGUGGAUGGCAAACCUAUAGAUCCUCCCGUGAAAAACAUCACCUCAGUCUCCGUAUACUAUUGGUCUCACCUUCCUAAUGGAAAGCCUCUUCUUAUGAAGAUUACAACUACUAGAAGUCAGAGUAAACCUACUGAUGUUGGUGCUAAGAAUGUUACUUGGUAUGAAAAUGAGGGUACUGAUGGAGAUAAUAAGAAAUGGAAGAAAAUUACUCAGCCCGAUCCCCAGUAUCAACUCUCUAUUGAUCCUAAUAUCCUUAGGACAAAACUCUAUUUUCUUAAUUGUAGACUAAAUAAUGUGGUUUUCAUAGAUGUUAGCAAGGUACCAGGGGAUAAAUAUGGUGAAGAGAGGGAAUACGACUCUUGUAAUGAUUCCAAUAACUUGGAUAGUUCUCAUGGUUCUAGGAUGAAUGUUAAAAAUAUUACCCCAGAGAAUAGUAAACUUGCACCUUAUUAUGUCUAUGAACAUACUCUGAAAGAUUCUGGAAAUGGGGAUAAGUUUCAUAUUGUUGGAUUUGAAGGAACUAAUAGAGGCUCAUCAAUAACCGCUUUUGGUGAUAAGGGUAGAGAGGAUAACCCUCUAAAGAAUGUCCAGAAACUAAUAAUUUAUGUUUGUCAGGAAGAACUCACAAAACCUCUUCUCAUAUACUACACUACUGAUGGUGAUAAUCAUAACUGGUACAAGAACAAUAGCCCCGAUACUGAUAAUGGUGACCAAUGGACUAAUACGGAUAACAACAAUUUAUCUACUAAUGAUAACCCCAGUCAAUAUGACAAGAUCAUAAAAGUACUCAGCAGUCUUGAAAGUAGUUGUAACGUUGCUCAAGCUCGACAAGAAGCUGCUGCUCGAGGCUCAGACCCUCCUGGUGGAAAUUCUCAUGGAGGCUCUAAAACUGACCCUAAUGGUUGGGUUAAACCUACUUCCUAUGUCCUAACUGGAGUUGGUGUUGUUUCUGGUUCUCUUACUGGACUUGGUUGGUGGGCAUUUAAACGUUCUAAAGGAGACCCUUGGGUACGACAGAUUUAG
Theileria equi strain WA is the source of this 7218-nucleotide messenger RNA. RefSeq lists its product as hypothetical. The record is from RefSeq and is a predicted model, not a curated record. Bases 1 to 7218 code for a protein of 2405 amino acids. Lineage: Eukaryota; Apicomplexa; Aconoidasida; Piroplasmida; Theileriidae. The transcript has a single exon.